GCGCACACGUGCUUCCGGCUGGGUGUAAGAGAAAGAAAAAAACACACGGGGGGGAGAUAACGGUGCAGGAGAGUUUAGGAAGCGCAAAUACACAGAUAUUAUGCUGCACCGGGGAGAGACUGGGACACUGGUUGUAACGCGCAGCUGUUCCAUAUGCCAAGUCUCAGAGAGUUAGAAGAAGACGGCAUGAUACUUUAGGUUAUUCUCCAAAUUACGCAUGUGUUUAUUCGUUUGGUUUUAGCAUACACGCUUGUUUUUACAUGCAGUGCGUCUAAACUGGAUACCAAAGGGGGGCGGGAGAGCGAGCAACAAGUGGAGUUUGGCGUGGAGAGGCCGAAUGUUCUCACCAUCACCCGCUAUGGAAGAGCAAAAGGAGCCUAAGAGCGCACGGGACUCGACCGAGGAGGAAAGCAUGUCCCUUUCGCCGAAUCUUCCAUCCCCCGCCAUGAUUAUACCCCACCAGGCUGCCCAGCAAAACCACAGGACCACGAACUUUUUCAUUGACAACAUCCUCCGGCCGGACUUCGGCUGCAGGAAGGAGCCGAGCCACCGAGACCGGAGCCAGACGCACGGCAGAGAAAACGUCAAUCCGCUGGGAGCGAGGCCACCGCACACCGGCAGCUUGUGUCUGGACUCCAACUGCAGCAGUGAUAGCACCUCCUCGUCUCCUUCUUCCUCCUCGUCGUCCACGUCCUCGUCGCCUUCGUCAAAGCAGAACUCGUCAAAACAGGGCGAAGGCGCCAGCAACGGGGCUGGAGGAUAUGCAGAUAGCCCUUCGUCUAUUAUGGUUAUGAGUGGCAGCAAUGGAGGAUCCCCGCCCACAUCGAAAGACAACCAGGGGAUGUUGUGGCCCGCUUGGGUUUACUGUACUCGGUACUCGGACCGGCCCUCAUCUGUUUCCACACUAGGCCCAAGGACACGCAAACUGAAAAAGAAGAAGAGUACCAAAGAGGACAAGCGGCCCAGGACAGCGUUCACGGCCGAGCAGCUGCAGAGACUGAAAAACGAAUUCCAGGCCAACCGGUACAUAACGGAGCAGCGGAGACAGUCUCUGGCGACGGAACUCAACCUGAAUGAGUCUCAGAUUAAAAUCUGGUUCCAGAAUAAGAGGGCUAAGAUUAAAAAGGCCACCGGGUACAAGAACGGGUUGGCUCUGCAGCUCAUGGCUCAAGGACUGUACAACCACUCCACGACCACCGUGCAGGAGGAGAAGGAGGACAGCGAAUAAAGGGCCCGGACGUUUCCCUGUUAGGGGCCUCUGCCUGACUUCUUCUUCUUCUUCUGGCUUUUGGAGAUAAUGAAAAACUGAACUGCAAGUGGAAACGCUAUUUAAAAACACAGAUUUCUGUUAUUGGUAACAGUAUAUAAUUAUAUGAAUAAACGUUAUUAAAGUUUAUAUAGCCAAACAGCUACCAUGUUGUAUACGUAUGUUUAAUUUCAGCCUCAUAUCACAUCCGGGAUCUUUCGGUCUAAUAUCAUCGUUUUUAGGAUGUCUUUUUAUUUUAAUUUGUGGUCCCCUCCCCUUCAUUUUUUUCGCCACAUUUCCCCUCCACACAUCAGUCCACAGACUCAAACAAGCCAAAGAUUUUAAUAUGUUCACGUGUAGUCUGAAAUAAAGGAAGUAAAGGGUA
Molecule: messenger RNA, 1631 nt
Organism: Notolabrus celidotus (New Zealand spotty)
Lineage: Eukaryota; Metazoa; Chordata; Actinopteri; Labriformes; Labridae
Gene: en1b
Product: engrailed homeobox 1b
Exons: 2
Coding region: 338-1228 (296 amino acids)
Biological process (GO): neuron differentiation; multicellular organism development; regulation of transcription by RNA polymerase II
Cellular component (GO): nucleus
Molecular function (GO): RNA polymerase II cis-regulatory region sequence-specific DNA binding; DNA-binding transcription factor activity, RNA polymerase II-specific
Source: RefSeq, a predicted model, not a curated record